This is a messenger RNA of Arthroderma uncinatum, 1734 nucleotides long. Its product is annotated as GTP-binding protein 5. The coding region runs from base 1 to 1734 and encodes 577 amino acids. Gene Ontology annotation, cellular component: mitochondrion. The transcript has a single exon. The record is from RefSeq and is a predicted model, not a curated record. Lineage: Eukaryota; Fungi; Ascomycota; Eurotiomycetes; Onygenales; Arthrodermataceae. Gene Ontology annotation, molecular function: GTP binding; GTPase activity.
AUGGCCCAGCUCAAUGGCACUUUGAUGCCGUUUCUUUACCCGUGUCUGCUAUUCAACUCGGGUGCCAAUUUCGCUUCUAGAGGUGCGCUGAGAGCUUCACGAGGCUUUCGACACUUUCGACUGUCAUCUACUCUUCAUGUGAAUAAUGAUAUAAGUACUCCCGAACCAACGCCCCAGUCCUCCGACGGCAAUGACCCCGAUCUCGAAAAGAAGACCCGUCUGAACCCUGCGCCAUCCGACUACGGACGAUCGGUUUUCCAAGAUCGAUGCUCUCUUACAGUUCAUACUGGCUCUGGUGGAGCAGGGUGUGUUGCGUUCUUACGUCUGAAAUAUCUUGAGCACGGUCCUGCGAAUGGAGGUGAUGGAGGGACUGGAGGCAACAUCCUGAUACAGGCCGUCGAGGGCCAGACAAGCUUACACAAACUUGCGAGAAGAGGCGUGAUAAAGGCAGGUCGAGGUCGAAAUGGAAGGGGAAAAUCUCAGGGAGGCGUACGAGGGGAAGACGUCCUGCUACAGGUUCCCGUUGGAACCGUGGUGCGCGAGGUGGAGAGGUUCGAUCCUGUGGCAGAAAAGGAAAAGGAGCUGAAAGACCUUACCCGCGAACUGGGCAGUAGGACAAAGGCACUACAGGCUAUAAACGCGCGGAGAGACCAGUGGGUGUUAUACCCAGGUUCGCAGCCUUCUGAUUACUUCGCAACGGAUUUCCCUGAGCUUGGUCCGCCGAGAAGACCCGACCUUGCAGCCGUACAGCCUGCCGCGCCAAUAUACCUCGAUCUUUCAAGACAUAUGGACACACCGAUUGUACUUGCGGCAGGUGCUGUUGGUGGUCUAGGAAAUCCACAUUUCGUGUCGAAAUCUAUUGGCAGACCUACGUUUGCUACAAAGGCCGAACAGGGGAUGAGGCUGGAGCUCGAGUUGGAACUUAAAUUGCUCGCAGACGUGGGAUUGGUUGGCCUGCCAAAUGCCGGGAAGAGUACUCUACUACGUUCGAUCACCAAUAGCCGGACACGCGUGGGGAACUGGGCGUUCACUACGCUUUCACCUAAUAUUGGCACGGUCGUACUAGACGAUUAUUCCCAGCGGCAGGCUAGCCUGGCAACUCCGGGAAGAACCCCACGUCCUCGGUUUACAAUUGCCGACAUACCUGGUCUAAUUGAAAAUGCGCACCAGGACAAAGGCCUUGGGUUGGGAUUUUUGAGACACAUCGAACGCGCUGGAAUCCUUGCAUUUGUAGUAGACCUUAGCGCGGGAGAUGCUGUCAAGGCACUCAAAGGCCUAUGGAACGAGCUUGGCGAAUACCAGGUUAUGCGAGACCGUGAAUUGAACCUGGAUACCGAAUCUCAACUUUCGCCGUGGACUCCAGUUACAGAUGAUCUCGACGAACCUCGCGUGAACGAAUGGACGGGAGAUGAUCGCCAUGCAACCUCGUCACCUUCGCUCACCUCGCAAGGCAAAGAGUCAUCACUUGAACCCCUUGUAUACGCCAGUCAUAAUAUCUACUCGAAGCCAUGGUUCGUUAUCGGAACCAAAGCCGAUUUACCAGGUACUCAAGAGAACUUCGCAGCUCUAAAGGAAUAUCUCGGCGAAGUUGAGAAAGGUGCUAUUGAACAUCCUUCGAAUCGGGCUGAUGCCUGGCGGAGCCGCAUAUUCUCCAUCCCAAUAAGCGCAAUCAAUGCUGAAGGGGUGAAAGUUAUCCCCGAGAGAAUUGUCCAGCUCAUGGACGGUGCAUAUUAA